GUUUGCUCAGGGCGUGGCAGCUGUGCAUAAAGGCUGCCCCGGCUUGGCAGCCCGCAUUCUGCUCUCUCCCGGAACCACCACUCACAGCCUGUUGAGCUCCUCAGGUCAGCGCUGUGACAUGCAAGAGCUGGCUCUGAGCCUCCUGGUCCUCCUAGCAGGCCUGCCUGCUCUGGAUGCCAAUGACCCUGAAGAUAAAAAUAGCCCAUUCUACUACGAUUGGGAAAGUCUCCGAGUCGGCGGGCUCAUCUGCGCAGGGAUCCUCUGUGCCCUUGGCAUCAUAGUCCUUAUGAGUGGGAGGUGCAAAUGCAAGUUCAGCCAGCAGCCCAGUCACCGUCCAGGAGAUGGGCCGCCCCUCAUCACACCAGGCUCUGCUCACAGCUGCUGACGACGGACCAGCUGAAGAGCACAGAAUGCCCCGAGCCAGGGUCCUGGCUCUGGAGGAGCGCUGGGACGCCAAGAUGGCGGGUCCCAUCCCGUCCUGACACCGCCUUGCCUGUGCCUCGCCUCGCCGCUCAUGGCAGCAGGCUCUUUGUUCAGUUUUUAAAAUAAAAUGAGUUUUACGUCA
This is a messenger RNA of Psammomys obesus (fat sand rat), 565 nucleotides long. It is a transcript of the gene Fxyd3, whose product is annotated as FXYD domain containing ion transport regulator 3. The coding region runs from base 119 to 385 and encodes 88 amino acids. The transcript has 8 exons. Gene Ontology annotation, biological process: regulation of sodium ion transmembrane transporter activity. The record is from RefSeq and is a predicted model, not a curated record. Gene Ontology annotation, cellular component: membrane. Gene Ontology annotation, molecular function: sodium channel regulator activity. Lineage: Eukaryota; Metazoa; Chordata; Mammalia; Rodentia; Muridae.